Messenger RNA from Andrographis paniculata, 1759 nucleotides. Its product is annotated as bZIP transcription factor 16-like. Gene Ontology annotation, biological process: regulation of DNA-templated transcription. The record is from RefSeq and is a predicted model, not a curated record. Gene Ontology annotation, molecular function: DNA-binding transcription factor activity; sequence-specific DNA binding. The coding region runs from base 405 to 1556 and encodes 383 amino acids. NCBI's taxonomy places the organism in Eukaryota, Viridiplantae, Streptophyta, Magnoliopsida, Lamiales, Acanthaceae. The transcript has 13 exons. Gene Ontology annotation, cellular component: nucleus.
CGGUGGACACCACAUCGGCUUCCACUUCGCUCUUUCAAUUUUCUCUCCGUUCAAAUUCUGGCGACAACGCGUCGGCGAUCUGACAAAGAAGGAGCUCAUUUGCCAUUUCGAUAUAGUUUGGCUUAUUUGGAUUCUCAAUUUGUUACGGACAGCGUUUAAAAUUUGGUGAAAUUGUGUUGCUGUGUGUUUUUUCUUUUUUCUGGUUGCCGUUUUUCUUUUGGAGCCGUAUUAUAUAUAAACUUCAGUUUAGAUUCUCGUUGAUAGUUAAAUAAGAAGUGAGGUUCGACCUUUGUGUUGCUGAGCUGGACCAAUGGUUCGGUUUUGCUGAGUUAGGACUCUGUUUUUUGUUUGUGGAUGGCUAGAGUGUUAUAUGGGUAUUAGGCGGUAGGUUUCUUCAUCACAAGAUGGGAAGCAGUGAAGUAGAUAAAUCCUCCAAGGAGGAAAAAGAAGUUAAGGAGCCAAAAAAUCAUACUACACAGGAGCAGGCUUCAACUGCUUCUGGCUCAGUUGCGCCUGAUUGGUCUGUAUUUCAGGCAUAUUCUCCUAUGCCUCCGCCUGGAUUUUUGGCUUCAAGUCCGCAAACGCAUCCCUACAUGUGGGGAGUUCAGCAAUUUAUUCCACCACCUCCAUAUGUUUCCAUGUACCCUCAUGCUGGCAUGUAUGCACAUCCUCCAACUAUGGCUCCGGGGCCUUAUCCUUUUAGCCCUUUGCCCGUCCCCUCUCCUAACGGUAUUGCUGAAACCUCUGGAAACACUCCUGGUGCGGAGGUGGAUGGCAAGUCUUCUGAGGCUAAAGGAAAGCUGCCGAUUAAAAGGUCCAGGGGAAGUUUGGGCAGUUUAAAUAUGCUUACUGGGAAGAAUAAUGAAGAUGGUAAAACAUCAGGUGGCCAUGAAAAUGGUGUCCGUUCUAAAAGUUCUGAGAGUGUGAGUAAAGGUUCAAGUGAAGGAAGUGAUGCAAAUUUCCAAACUGAGUCCCAAGGGAAGUCUGAUGGCCAGCCCGAUUCAGAACCAUCUCAAAAUGGAGGUGCUGUUCACAUUUCCGAAAAUGGUGGACCUAAUAUGGCUGGUGUAAUGGUAAGUCAAUCAAUGGGAAUCAUGCCUAUGCCGGUGGGGACAGUGAGUGGUGUCCCUGGCCCUGCUACUAACUUAAAUAUUGGAAUGGACUACUGGAAUGCUACCCCAACAUCUGCUAUUCCUGCAAUGCGGGGGAAGGUGUCAGCUAGUUUGGUUACGGGAGGGAUUGGGCAUCCUGGUUCACGAGACAACAUGCAGUCACAGCACUGGGUUCAGGAUGAAAGGGAGCUCAAAAAACAGAGAAGGAAGCAAUCAAACAGGGAAUCUGCCCGAAGGUCCAGACAACGCAAGCAGGCAGAAGGUGAAGAACUAACUCAGCGUGCUGAUGCUUUGAAAGAGGAAAAUGCAUCUCUCAGGGCAGAACUGGAUCGUGUAAAGAGUCAAAUCGAGGAAGUUCGUGCUGAGAAUGCAUCUUUGAAGGGUAAACUUGGAGAGCUUACUGGUCAAGAAGAUCCAAAAUGCAGUAGUGAUGACCAACACUGACUGAGGAUACUCAAUAAUUCGAUUCGACUCAGCAGGUCAUGCUCAACCUAACAUCUAGCGACACAGAACGCCCACUAUCUAUAUCGUACGCUGUUGAAUCUAAUCGUAUCUUAACAUUUGUUACACCGUCUGUCAAUUCUCUCGUCGGUCAAUCUUUUGUGGUCUGGGAAUCCAGAUGGUCCAGCCAUAGAGAUAGAGUAAUA